AUGGCUGAUCGGAAGGCCGCCGCUACGACUGAGAGUAAAGCGAAUAUGAAGGACGAGGCCACCAAGACGGCCAAGGACAAGGACGACCUCAUGGCCGCCGCCAACAACCAGCACAAGAGCCCCAAGAAAAGGCGCAAGGUCAAUCACGGUACGUUGCUUUCUAUAUACCCGUCCGCUGCUCUUACCGCCGUCAAUUCGGUUAGGCAUCAUGGGCGCCAUGCGUGUCUCUGA
Clonostachys byssicola is the source of this 231-nucleotide messenger RNA. NCBI's taxonomy places the organism in Eukaryota, Fungi, Ascomycota, Sordariomycetes, Hypocreales, Bionectriaceae. The record is from the annotation of a GenBank genome assembly.